CAAAGUUUGACAGCCUCUUGGAUAUUUUGGGAACAGUGCAAAAGAUUUUCCUUCACAAUAAACUGGUCGUGUUAAAAGGAGGAAAGUCUCCGUUCUCGUGGUAGGUCGUGAAUGUAGUGGUUAAAGGCAGAGGGAUUCAUUGCUGGAAACAAAGGGAGUAAAACUGCGUGCAAAGCGUGUUAAAUCAAAGACCAAUUUGCCAAAAAGCAGAGGCGUUUGUGUUUGCAUGUGUAUGCACAAGAAAACUAUAACGAGUCAGGAGGCGGAGGAUCAUCAAAAGUGAUAGCCAGCAGCUGUGAAAAAUGCCAGGCAAAGUUGGUGUGAAAAUCAAAGCGGGUCGCAAUUUGCCCGUAAUGGACCGGAGUAGUGAUACUACUGAUGCAUAUGUUGAAAUAAAGCUGGGCAGUGUCACUCACAAAACCGACGUUUGUCGUAAAAGUUUAAAUCCACAGUGGAAUACUGACUGGUUUCGGUUUGAGGUGGACGAUGCCGAGCUGCAAGAUGAACCAUUGCAAAUACGUUUGAUGGAUUAUGACACAUAUUCUGCAAACGAUGCUAUUGGCAAAGUGAAUAUAAGCUUGAAUCCAUUAUGCUUGGAAAUGUCUGGAUCGACUUCGCAUGGAAAGGGGACAGUGCUAUCUGGUUGGAUACCAGUUUUCGAUACAAUGCAUGGUAUACGUGGUGAAGUCAAUGUGAUUGUCAAAGUAGAUCUAUUUUCUGAUUUAAACAAAUUCAGGCAGAGUUCCUGUGGCAUACCAUUCUUCCACUCACAAUGUAUACCAUUUGGCUAUCGCGCGCAGAUGAUACACGGUUUCGUUGAGGAGCUUGUGGUCAACGAUGAUCCCGAAUAUCAAUGGAUAGAUAAGAUUCGUACACCACGCGCUUCUAAUGAAGCCAGACAGGUUGUGUUUCUGAAAUUGUCGGGACAAGUACAACGAAAAAUGGGUCUCAAGGCCAUUAAUAUGGGCGCGAAUGCCGUUAUUGGUUAUACGCAAUGCUUUGACUUGGAAGGAGAUGUCGGUGUGGUGGCGCGUGGCAUUGGUACCGCGGUGACAUUGAUCAAAGAUACAUCCAGCAGCCAGUCAACGGCGACAACAGCAGUGGCAGAUAAUGCGCUAAUUGAAGAGCGUACAAUGAAGUACAUAGAAUUUCUGACAGGUUCGCACAUCAAUCUCGCCGAACAGCCACGUCCUUGUGAACUACAAAUUCACAAGUCACGCUCAUCGAUACUCUUCGAUUUGCAGCACACCAACAGGGGCGUCAUGGAGGACAACGAAAUCAUGCACGAUCUAAUGCGUCAGGAGGAUCAGCGCGGCGAGAAGCCACCAAAAAAGUUGCGUCAUCAUGUGAAGCGCUUCACACACACCUCACGAAAUAUGCUCAAUGAGAAAUAUAACGCAUUUAUGCGCAAAUUCGCCGAUAGCGUCGAUUCAAAAUCACCCAGCAGCACUUCGCGUUCACUAAGCAGCCUCUGCAUCAGUGGCGCACUGAUCAAAGAUGAUGCCACAACCUCUGGUUCAUCGGGACGUAGUUCCACUGGCACCGCUUACGAUUUGCGCAGACGUCAGAGUUUCAAAGCCAAACACAAAGUGCUUGGUGCUGUUGGUGCCAGCAGCGUUGGUGCAAAAUCAGCUUUGCAUCAGCGUCAAUCCACUGUAAAGCGCAGCAGCGGCGCUUAUGCCCAUCAUGCAAUUCUACGUUCGGUCAGUGCAGAUUCGUCGGUAAGAGGCAGCGUUGAGACCGGCAGCGGCGGCGGCGGCGGCGGCAACGCUGCCCACAAGCCCGGCGCGCCAAUAGUUGCAUCAAUAUCUGAAUAUUCGAACAGCACACGCUCCUCCCCGAACAUCUGUCCCGAUGAUGUGACGCAAUUGGACGCACUACUCGAACUUCAACGCGCGCACGGCAAGGCAGCGCGUUUCUACUACAACAACAAUAACAUAGACGUACGCUAUAAUACACCAUCGCUGGCGAGUGGUAGCUGUGGGCGUAGCGAUAGCAGCAGCUGUGUGGAUGUGGUCGGCGCCAUUGGCGGCUGUCAUCCGUUUGGUGAAUUCUCACAACACGAGCCACAUCGGCAGCAGCUGAUGAUGUGCGCACACGACACAGGCACAAUUCGUUCGGGCUCAACGAACACGCUGUCGUUGAGCAAUUCCGAUAGCUCUGGUUCAGAGGCGGAGUUGGCGCGUGGAAUUGCACGCGAAGAGGAGGUGGAACUUGUGAAAAUGCAGAAAUAUUUGAAAAUUUGCAAAGACACCGAAGCGAUGGAUGCCAAGUGGAUACAACCCAGCGAAUUCGAGUGCAACGACGACAGUUUGACAGAUCUAACACCGCGGCGUUCAUUGCUGCGCGACCUGAAAACAUUGUCGCAACAUGUGCAGGAUUUUAUACACCCAAAGCCAAAGAAAAUCGAAAAUCCGCCGACGCCAACACCAACACCACAGCAACAACGUCGCUCAAUACCACCACCACAAUCUCUGCUACUCCAACCGCCAUCAGAAGAUAGUAAAGCAUAUUAUUCCUCACAGCCGGAGAUUUGUCUUAAUUGGGAUGGCGAUAUGUGCGCUACACCACCAACCACACACAUUUCGCAUUCACGCUCGCUCAUCAAUCUCAGACGUAGCGCCGCCAGCAAUGCCAUUAAUGCUCAAGAGUUCGAUUUAACCACCACCAAAGAUGAUAUGUACGCUACUAAUGCCUCUGCCUAUGGCUAUGUUUCGGAUUCCGACGCAAGCUCUGCUUAUUUGCCAGUCACCAUUAAAUCAUUUGCCGAUAACAAAUGCCCUGUAUUUAAAAUUUGUCCCUCCACUCCCACACCCUCGGAAACCGAUUUGAAGAUUCCCUUUAUAGAAGAAGAUGUCUCGACAGAGUUGGACGAUAGUAGCGCCUCAGAGACCAAUGAUAUACCCACCCCGAUCUUAGGUGGUAGCACAAUUAGCGUAGCCACAGUUAGUGCUGCGCCGACUGGCGUUCUAAAUGUUAUUGCUAAUACCCCAGUAACUAGCAGAAAGUACGCAGUAGGCAAUAUUUAUCGUCGUAGUAUUAGUAGUCCACAGCGCUCCCCUAGUCCUCCCAGUGAUGUCCCCAAUUCCCCCAAUUAUUUAAGUGCAAUUCAAAAGUCUACUAAUCACAAUAGUAAUAAUCUAAAUUCACACUUGCUUGCGCCACCACCAUUGCCAUUGCCAUUACCAUUGCCGUCAUCGCCUACGCCAACGCUCGUAUCCGUGCCUGUGUCUACCACAUCGCCAUCUACACCGCUACUUUGCACCAAAAAUCGUCAUCACCGCCCACGCGAACAUCAUCCGCAUCAUCAUAGGUCAUUGAACGAGAUUAACGCAGCAGCAGCAGCGGUGGCAUCUAACAGCGCCUUGGUAGCGGCUGCUGCCGCCGCAUCUUCCGGCAUCACAGACAGUCCCAGCUUGAAACGCUUCGCAUCACCGGCACAGGCAGCUAUUGUCGCCGCAGCGGCGUCCAUGCCGAGUGCUAGCGCUUCAUCAUCAGCAGCGCUUAUUUCGGGCGGUAGCAACAGCGGUGGUGGCGGCGGCAGCAGCGGUUGCGCCAAACUUUCAUCCAGUCCAUCGAAGUUGGCAUUGAAUGGGGGAGAGACGACGACGACGACGACACAAGUCCCCAGCAGCAGCGCAGGCACAGUCACAACAAUACCGCCAGCAGUUGCAGCGGGUACUGCGCCAGUGCCGCCGACGGCGGCGGUAGCAGCGGAUGGGGCCGCGCCAACAGCAGUGACGAAUUCGGCAGCGGUCGCGUCAAAGGAGGUGCCGACGGAGAUGUGCAGGCGAUCAUCGGAUUCAGAUUUGAGCAUAACACCAAAAGGAAACUCUUUAUGUGUGGCCAGUGAACGUUUGGUAGCCGCUACAGCUUUGAUGCGCCUCAAUCAGCCCUUGGGUGCGAAAACUGCCAACACCGAUGGCAUGGAUGGCCUGCUGGAAUAUCCCUUCUUAACCAUGACCAAAUAUCCACCUGGCUUCAUCUUGCAUUUAGGUGCCACUGUUGCAGCGCGUUCGGUGAAAUUGCUGGAACGUGUACCCAAUCCCGAUGAGCCCGAAGUGCGCGACUCUUGGUGGACGGAACUGCGCAUGGAAAUACGUUCACACGCGCGCGCACUCGGUUGUAAUGUCGUUUUGGGCUACUCGGAAGCGACUACCAUAUCUGACGAUGUCUGCGUUCUGUCGGCUACCGGCACAGCCGCCGUCAUUAAUAUGGCCUACAAUCGUUCGGUGUCCCAAAAUGAUAUCAUCACUACCGGCACAAUAAAGCCCGUCGGCAUAGGCAUUGGUGUGAGCAGCAUCGCCGUCGUGAUGUCUGCCUCCUUGGAGGAACGUGAAACACUCAAAGAAAUGCGUAACGGCUUAGCUAAUGAAGCCGCCGCAGUAAUUGCAGCGAAAGAGUCGGCGACAUCUUCUUCACUAGGCGCCGGCAUACACGGUUCGGCAAGCAAGAAAAGUUCACUACCGCCCAGCAUGAAUUUAGUGAAAAAUUCCGCAUGUAGCGUCUGCCAUGUGCCGUAUAAUUUAGCGUCGGUGCCGUUCAAUGUGAAAAUGAAGAAAUGCGCUAUAUGCCGCAAGGGACGCGUGCCAGAUGUGCUUUUGGCCACACUCGAGGUCCCAGAGCAUUUGCAUGUCACCGGUCGUGGUUGCUUCAUGCAAGCACAAGUCGUGCGCGCCAAAAAGGAUCUACGUUCCGAACUUAAUGCCAAAGAGAUAUCGGAUGGUUUGCCCUUCUUGGAGUAUGAGCUGCAUCGUGUGCUCAUCAACAAGCUGAAGGCCAAGGGUAUGAAUGCAAUUUUCGGUUUGCGUGCGCAGGUGGCCAUAGGUGAACGCAUGAUUGCGUUAAUAGCGACUGGUACAGCGCUCUUCCUCACUGCACUGCCAGUGCCACAGGUGCCAAAGAUUGUGGCGGGCAAUUCGUGGACAGACAAACAGAAAUUGAAUGAGUUGCAAAAGAAGCUGCAGGAGACGUUCGAACGCAAUCAGGAAGUUUAUCAGCUCAAAUGUAUCGAUCCUGAUUUGAUAGGUAGCAGCGGUAGUGCGACAUUGGACAAGCAAUCGGAUACGGAUGAAUCGGAUGAUGAGGUUAUUGAAAUCGAUUUGAAUUGUGGCAAUAAAGAUACGUGCGUGUUGGAGGUGGAUGAUAUUGAGGAUUUAGAAAUUAUUUCGUUGCUCAUGGAAACCUAUCCCCCAGAGGGUUUCCACGUGGUUAACACGCAAAGUGUGCCCGGCAUGUUGGACAUAGAGGCGGUGAAGAAUGUGCAGAUGUUUACGCAGGUAUGGCGCGCCAAAUUGGAUGUCAAUCAAAAUAUUAAUGGAUUUCCCAAACAUUUUCAGCGACUUUUGCAGACGAUUUACUUUAAAUUGCGCACCAUGAUACCCUGUGCGAUUUGCGAUCUAAGAUUUCGACUCGACCUGCCGGAGAGUGAUCAAAUACAAUUACUAGUCACUGGCAUGGCACUCGGUCUAGGCGAUGCAAAUAAAUUUAAAUAUCGUCGCAAGCCAGCAGCUGCUACGGGCAUAACGAACGGCGCAAACACCGAUACGCCUGAUACGAAUGGUCUUACAGCUGGCAAUAAACGUACGCUGCAAGAAGAAGACUACAUUUUUCCACUCGACGAGGAUCAAAUGGUCGAGACGCCAACACCCACAUCAAAUUUGCCACCGUAUGGCUUAAAUAGCUUCAAGUUGGCGAAAACAUCACCAUCUCGACAGCAUAGCAAAAAAGCAAGUGCAAUUAAUCGCAAUUACUAUUUCCCUCUCCGCGAUCGUUAUGGCGUUGAUAUUACACCGCUCAGUUUUAUACCAGGUGGUCGCAUUGAUAAAUAUUUGGGCAAUUUGAAUUUCUUCUUUAUACGCGAAACGACUUCGAUACGUGAAACCGGUGGCAUUAGUGGUUUUGUGCACUCAUUUAUAACCGAGCUGUUGGCGGUGGUCCGUGCGCAUAUUUCAGCUCUGGGCGGUAAUGCUAUGGUUUCCUUCUAUAUGAGUGAAUUGAUUUUGGUCGAUAAUCAGCAUAAGAAUCAAGGUCAAUGCUUGAUAAGCAUCGGUGGUGAUGCUGUAUACGUCUCGUAUCACACUGAUGACUGAUAUACGCGACUAAAAGGCAUCUAGCGCCUAUUUUUCGCCAAUCGACCGAAGAGUCUAUACUACUAGGCGUCAUAAACAAUGAAUGGACAGCUGAAGAGCUCAAUCGCCGCAAGG
Rhagoletis zephyria (snowberry fruit fly) is the source of this 6206-nucleotide messenger RNA. RefSeq lists its product as uncharacterized. Gene Ontology annotation, biological process: intracellular protein transmembrane transport; positive regulation of D-glucose transmembrane transport; positive regulation of vesicle fusion. Lineage: Eukaryota; Metazoa; Arthropoda; Insecta; Diptera; Tephritidae. Gene Ontology annotation, molecular function: calcium ion binding; calcium-dependent phospholipid binding. Gene Ontology annotation, cellular component: plasma membrane. The record is from RefSeq and is a predicted model, not a curated record.